This is a messenger RNA of Cucurbita pepo subsp. pepo (vegetable marrow), 1995 nucleotides long. Its product is annotated as IAA-amino acid hydrolase ILR1-like 1. Gene Ontology annotation, molecular function: IAA-Ala conjugate hydrolase activity. Gene Ontology annotation, cellular component: endoplasmic reticulum. The record is from RefSeq and is a predicted model, not a curated record. Lineage: Eukaryota; Viridiplantae; Streptophyta; Magnoliopsida; Cucurbitales; Cucurbitaceae. Gene Ontology annotation, biological process: auxin metabolic process.
GUCAAAGGAACACGAGACACUGUUCAUGAAUUUGGUACAAAUAGAUGUUGGUUUCGCUUCAUUAUUAAUUCCUCAACGAUAUGGAGCUUCUGUACUUCCUCAUAAUCAUCUCCAUUUUUAAGCUUGAAGCUCCUGUCCAUGGAACAAUCUCGAGCUCCGUUCAAACCAGUCAAAAUUCUUCACUCCGACACCAAAUUCUGGAGCUUGCCAAUGAUCCCAUUACUUCAAAUUGGAUGAAGACGAUAAGGAGAAAAAUCCACGAGAACCCAGAGCUUGCUUAUGAAGAAUUUGAAACCAGUCGUCUUAUUCGACAGGAGCUUGACAAUCUCGGCGUUUCUUAUCGAUGGCCGGUCGCCGGUACCGGCAUAGUGGCUUCAGUCGGUUCUGGGUCUCCUCCAUUUGUUGCUCUAAGAGCAGAUAUGGAUGCUUUGCCAAUCGAGGAAUUGGUGGAAUGGGAGCAUAAGAGCAAAGUGAAGGGGAAAAUGCAUGCUUGUAGUCAUGAUGCUCAUGUUGCUAUGCUUCUUGGCGCUACUAAAAUUCUGCAUCAACUGCGAGAGAAACUGCAGGGCACUGUUGUUCUUAUAUUUCAGCCAGCGGAGGAGAGGGGAGGAGGAGCUAAAGACAUGAUAAAAGAAGGCGUCCUUGAUGGUGUAGAAACUAUAUUGGGGCUGCACGUUAUGCAUAGAUAUCCGGUCGGCGUUGUCGCUUCACGUCCCGGAGAGUUUCUUGCCGGGUGUGGAAGCUUCAAAGCUAAGAUAAAGGGGAGAGGGGGUCAUGCUGCAAUUCCACACCAUUCAAUCGAUCCUGUUUUGGCAGCUUCAACAGCUAUCGUUAGUCUGCAAAACAUAGUCUCAAGAGAGAUAGACCCUUUAGAUCCCCAGGUGGUUUCUGUGGCCAUGGUUCAAGCAGGAACUGCACUCAAUGUCAUCCCGGACUCGGUCACCAUUGCUGGAACUUUCAGAGCAUUCGGCAAGAAGAGCUUCAAUGCUCUCAGAGAUAGGAUAGAAGAGAUCAUAAACGGGCAGGCAGCGGUGCAUCGAUGCACGGUGGAGAUUGAUUUCCUAGGAAAGGAACAUCCGACGAUUCCUCCGACUAUAAACAACGAGAAAAUGUACGAUCACGCUCGACGUGUCUCGAUUGAGAUUGUAGGAAAAGAGAACACAAAGGUAUCUCCAAACUUCAUGGGAAGUGAAGAUUUUGCUUUCUUUUCAGACAGAGUGCCGGGAUCGUUCGUAUUUCUAGGCACAUAUAAUGAGAGAAUUGGAGCUAUAUAUCCUCCACACAGCCCUCACUUUAAGAUUGAUGAAAAUGUGCUUCCUAUUGGCGCAGCAAUUCAUGCAGCAUUUGCAUAUUCUUAUCUCUUGAAUUCAUCAUCAACCUCAGUCUUACUGUGACCACUGAAUAAUCUUCAGUCCCUCUGUUCUAAUUCUAUUGAAGAAUCUCUUUCGAGUUCAUCGACGUUUCGAGAUUGUUUUUAAUUAAGAAGAAAGUCUUGGAUUCGUUUGUUGUUGUUCCAAACAAGUCGGCUGGACUGUUGAAUAUUAUUAUAACAUGUAAAAGGGAAACCCAAUAAACAAAGCCUGAUUAGAAUCAGGUGAAGAGGAGAGGGAUAACAACAUCCAUAGAGAAAACAACACCAAGAAGACAACAGAAAAGAAAGAGAGCUAUGGAAUAUAUAACAUGUCAGAUUCUGUCCUUGACAAUGAACAUGGUAAGAAGGAUAAGCAGGAGUCCAGGCACGGACGACGGACUGGUGAAGCUGGCAUAGGAGCCGGGCGAUGUCGGUGGUGAUGGGUUCGGGGGCAUGUCCAUGCCCGGCAUAGAAUUAUCUGCUGCAACUAAUGUGAACAGAAGAGCAAAAGAGGCUGCUAAGGCUGUGAAUAUGAGGUUAUUAGCCAUAUGUAUAAGUGUGGGAUAGAUUUUGUAAGUUUGUUGUUGCUUAUUUCUGUGUAUAUAUACUGAAAAUUUGGUGAUUGGAGCUCUUAGAAGUUGUAA